This is a messenger RNA of Talaromyces amestolkiae, 966 nucleotides long. RefSeq lists its product as uncharacterized. NCBI's taxonomy places the organism in Eukaryota, Fungi, Ascomycota, Eurotiomycetes, Eurotiales, Trichocomaceae. The transcript has a single exon. The record is from RefSeq and is a predicted model, not a curated record. Bases 1 to 966 code for a protein of 321 amino acids.
AUGAAGAGCCUUGGCGGGACGAUAUUUCCUCCAGCGACAACACCAGCAACUCAAGAAGACAUUGACUACGACGACGAAGACGAGGAUUCCCCCGCGUCAACUAUCGUGCCGUCCUCGCCUGUGAGAUCGCGUCGGAACUCGCUGAUGAGCAAUGGAGGCACCACACAAGAAGCAGACGACGUUUCUACCAGCAGCGGAGAUAAUAUCGGCGCCAGCGUCGCCUACGGAGAGUACAUCGACAGAGACAACAGAGACGGGAUUCUUGACACCGACGCAAAUACCAACGGGCUACGUUCCCGGCUCCAGAGCUAUACAAGCCACAUGAGAAGUCUGCCCACUCAUCCAGAAACAUCUCGCGGAAACCCUCAACCAACGGUUCCUGGAAUUAGCGGAGUUCAUAACCACCGAAAAAACCAUCAAAGCAAUCCAAACUCUCACGCAACAACCCCAACAGCGCGAGGAGAACAGCAACAACAACAAGGACGUGAGCAUCGACUCCGGGAAAAAGCGGAAACAAAGCCGAGCCGUUCUCUACAAUUUCCUUUUGGUGCUUCUCGAACGCCUCGAAUGGAGGACCGCACACCGGCACCAACAGCAACAGCACCAACAGAAACGUCAUUGACAACGCCAACAGUCUCUGCAUCAAAACUACACCCGCGCGUUGCGGUCAUACUUGGAGUGGAUCGGAAAUGGUACCUACCGUUAGUCGUGUGUCGAGCGAUGAGUGUUGGGCCUGCGCUGUGGUGGGGAUUGAGGUGCGCGUUUACGUUUCUUGCGGAGUUGCUGCGUAUACGCCCCGGCAGUAUGUGGAGGGAAGGCUGGGUUGCGAUUGUGGUUAGUAGUGCGGCGGCCGAUUGGGAUGUGGAGAGGAGGUUUCGCGUAACGGAGGUUGCGCUGGCGAUUAUGUGGGUGUGUAUCCCCUUUUUCUUUCAUGGCAAGGUUGGUUAUAUGGCUGACUGUGGAUGA